This is a messenger RNA of Staurois parvus, 330 nucleotides long. NCBI's taxonomy places the organism in Eukaryota, Metazoa, Chordata, Amphibia, Anura, Ranidae. The record is from the annotation of a GenBank genome assembly.
GCCCAUGCUGAAAAAGAAGAAGACUACUGGGACUCUGUACUCUGGAGUGAUGAGACCAAGAUAAAUGUUUUUGGAACUGAUGGUUUCAAAACUCUAUGGCAUUGCAAAGGUGAGGAGUACAAAGAAAAAUGCAUGGUGCCUACAGUAAAUUAAUGGCGGUAGUUAGAAGUGUCCUUCUGUGGGUCUGCAUGAGUGCUGCUGGUGUCGGGGGAGCUCCAUUUCAUUGAUGGUGUCAUGAAUUCACAGAUGUAUUGCUCUAUAUUGAAAGAGAAGUUUUCCAAUAUGACAAUGAUCCCAAACAUGCAUCUAAGGCCACUGUGGCAUUUCUGA